Molecule: messenger RNA, 636 nt
Organism: Priceomyces carsonii
Lineage: Eukaryota; Fungi; Ascomycota; Pichiomycetes; Serinales; Debaryomycetaceae
Exons: 1
Coding region: 1-636 (211 amino acids)
Source: RefSeq, a predicted model, not a curated record
AUGUCAAAGUCAUUCCAUCAAAGAUCAGUUUUGUCACCUAAACAUUCCAAUGUAUCUAGCCCGUCUCCAAAAAAGAAUAAAUUAGAAAACCCCUUCCACACAUGUGCCAAACUCAGCAAUGACAAGUACCUUAAAUCUUCACCAUCUCCAAAGAAGGCCGUCCUCGGCUUCACUAUAUAUGAGGACCAUAAAAAGCUGACUGAAACUCAAGAAAGUGUCGAAGGUGAUGAAGGGAAUUUAAAUCAUAAUGACCAGGAAAACAUUUUGAAGCCUCUGAAGAUCCCAACCAAAAGGACUCAUAGAAAACCCUUAGGGAAUUUAAGCAUCCAUGAUUAUCCAGGUUACAUUAGUUAUAAUGACUUCAAAUUCAAAAGUCAGCUAAGCGAAGUCUUCCAGCCUAAAAAUUAUGAUAACGAGUUCAAGUCAUUGCAUAAACAGCUGGAUUUGUUAAGCUACGUGACACCGCCUAGAAAUUCCCGGCAGAAGUAUUUGGCUCAUUCGUAUUCAGAUGACGUUGAAGACUCUCUUGUUGGAAAAUCAAAAAUAAUAAGGCGCAAGCGGUCAAUGUCAGUUGGACGGAACGAGUCGAAGUUAAACUUAAUCACGAAAAACAAAUUUAACAUCUUAGCCAAUUGA